UGAUGUCUGAACCCGACAUGCUGUCAGAUCCACCUGAAGGUGGAGUUCCAGGUGGUUGUAAGUCACCUGGUGUGGGUUCUGGAAAAUGAACUGCAGUCCACUGGAAGAGCAACAUUUGCUCUUAGCUGCUGAGUCAUCUCUCCAGUCCUUAACCCAGCAUGGCAAGAGAAUCUCUGCCCGAACUGCCAUCCUCAUACUCACGAAUUGCCUACCAAGCAGGAAGGUAAAACCAGGGAGAUUUUCAUCCCUUCGUCCCGGAAAGGAGUACACUGGGUGGUCUGCCUUGAUAAAUGAAGUCAGGAAGAUAAGACGAGUCCGCUUUGAUGUGCUGUAUCCAGGAGGGUUCAACAAGAACGAGAAGGAAGACAAAUAGAAUUGAGGAAGUAGAGAUGACACUUCCCCUUCUUUUGAAAUAGCCUUAUUUUUCUGGUUAGUUUCUUCUGAUGGUAGUCUUGUGUGUGCUGAGCCUCCAGGGCUGCGGAUACUUUUGAGUGGAAUUUUCAGUCUUGGCCUUAGACUAUUAUGAGCUUCUUGAGUUCAAGGAUCAGGGGGCAGCUCUUGGAUCGCCUCCCUUUAUAUUGCAGAUCAUCAUCAUCAUCAUCAGACCUGGACUGAGACGCUUGCUUCACACAUUUUGCUUUUGUUUCUGGCAGUCUGAAUCCAGUUAUGGCCACGGAAGGCAAUCAGGUUCCCUUGCGUCAGAAGCCGAGGAAGAAAACUCAAGGUUUUUUCACCAUGAGUCGGAGAAGGAUAUCGUGUAAAGACCUGGGCCACGCGGACUGCCAGGGUUGGCUGUACAAGAAAAAGGAAAAGGGAACUUUCCUAAGCAACAAAUGGAAAAAGUUCUGGGUGGUGCUGAAGGGGUCGUCGCUGUACUGGUAUAGCAACCAAAUGGCAGAGAAAGCUGAUGGAUUUGUCAACCUGCCAGAUUUCACAGUGGAAAGAGCCUCUGAAUGCAAGAAAAAACAUGCGUUUAAGAUCAACCACCCAGAGAUCAAAGCCUUCUACUUUGCAGCAGAGAAUUUACAGGAAAUGAACAUGUGGUUAAGCAAACUUGGAUUUGCAGUAAUCCACCAGGAGUCCACUACAAAGGAUGAAGAAUGUUACAGUGAGAGUGAGCAGGAAGAUCCUGAAAUAGCCUCGGAGACGCCACCCCCUCCGUAUGCUUCCGCAACUUCCUCUCCUGUGGUACGUGUAGAUGUUGCGCGGCGGGCGUCGUCUUCUUCACCUAAACUGAGAGAAUCCUCGUGCUCUUUCUCUUCUCUGGAGACUGCAGCAAAGGCACCCAGCCGGGUUUCUUCCUCGGGAUCUAAAGAAAGACAGUCCUGGCUCGACAUAGUCAACAACGCACCUGCUGCUGAAGAUGUGGGGCAUCCCCUGACACUUACUGUACAGGUUCACACACCUUCAGAGGCAAGCAAUUGCCCGGCCCCAGACAACAGCUCCGUCACUUCUGAAAGUGGUUUUUUGAACUCUUUAUCUAGCGAUGACACUUCUUCCUUGAGCAACAAUCCAAACCAUCUGACAGUUCCAGACAGAGCUGCCGGCUCAAGGAUUGUGGAUAGAGAAGAAACAAAAGUAUCUGAAGAUGAUGAGAUGGAGAAACUCUAUAAAUCGUUGGAGCAAGCUAGCCUGUCUCCUCUCGGGGACCGACGGCCUUCAACCAAGAAGGAACUGAGAAAGUCUUUUGUCAAGCGGUGCAAAAACCCAUCUGUAAAUGAGAAACUCCACAAGAUCAGAACCUUGAAUAGCACAUUAAAGUGCAAAGAACAUGACCUGGCCAUGAUCAACCAACUGCUGGAUGAUCCGAAGCUGACAGCCAGGAAAUACCGGGAGUGGAAGGUCAUGAACACCCUGCUGCUCCAGGACAUCUAUCACCAGCAGCAGGCACCUCAGGACCCUGAGGACACCCCCCAGGAACUCAAGAACCCCAGCUCUUCUAACUGUGUUGAAAAGUCACUUUGAGCAGAAGCCAGGACUGCUCCCUUCCUUGUUCCUGUGCCAUUCUACAAGACACUGCCAGGGCAUACAUUUUGCUUACAAGGAAACCCCAAACCCAGUUCCUGAGGCAUCCUCCCUCCUUCCUGAGGAUGCGACCAGGGUGAAGCCAGUUUUGAUGCAGUGGGAGUCCUGGCUUCCGUGUGUUGCAUCUAUCGAUAUUGGAGUUAUGGAGUUCAUCCGAGCAGGUGUAUCUUCUGUGCUCCUACUGGGAGCUGCUAGGAGUGCUAGGCUCUAGAGGGGAUGUGGAAGGGGUAACCCCUCUUUUGCUUUCAAGAGAAUUGCAACCUACCAUAGACAAGAGACCUGAUUUUACUAGAGAUAACAACUCAUAGGAACAUUCCGUUUUACAAAGAAACAUGGAGGACCCCCUUUGGUGGGCAGCAGAGUUUGAAUGGAGAGGUUUCUUCCACAGUAGCUGCUGGAACUGGACAUGUGUUGGCAUUUGUGGAAUCCAAGGCUCUUCCUGCCUUUGGUACAGAGAGCAGUGCCUUGUCGAUUUGUUGAGUGCUUAUUUGAAGAGUAUGGCCUGGUGAGGUGGAGAGUGGGGAGCCCACUGAGGAGGCAAACUUUCUGUUCCACUCAGAGGACAAUUUCAUAUGUUCAUGCUGUGUCUAGGGUGUGUGUGGGGAUCUGAUUAAGGUGUCCCUUCCUCCCAAAGUCUAGGAGACAGACUAUCACAAGUUAUUUGGAGACCUUUGUCCCCCACUCCCAGCUUCUCGGAAUAGUGGUAGGAGAUUGUAAUACCCAUUGCCAGGAAUGUCAUACUGUGUUCAUCCCAGGCUGUGGUUUAAAUUUAUAUUCAGCUUUCCUGGGAUCCAAACUUGCAAAAUUAUUUCUGAAUUGUCCUGAACUUGGAAAAGAACCUAGACCCACAAAACAACAACAAGACAGUUAAGCAGGAUCGCUUUAUUUUUGUAAGUUUAUGUGUCAUAUAGUGUGAGAUGUGAAUAGCUAUCUAUGUUUCCUAUUUAAAUAUAUUUAUAGAAGUGCAAGUCAUAGUGUUUUAAAAGACUACUAUUAUGUGUUGUUCUAUAUAUAUAUAUUCUAGAGGUAUAUCAUUUUUGCUUGAGAAAAAUAGGCAUACUAGUGACUUAUUGAAGCUGUGUUGCACUAUGAUUUGUGAGGAAUGCUCAGGAAAUCUCAUGAGAAAACUAUGGGAGCAUGUAUUGAUAUUCAUUUCUUAAUAAUGAAUAUCUUUUUCUGAAUGCUUUCUUUCUAUUACUGUCCCCCAGCCAGUUCCAGAGCUCUUAAAUUUCAGUGUUUCUUGCACAUCAUUUUUUUUAACUUGCACCUUAGACUAGCUCAUCUACUCAUAAAAUUUAAGGUUUAUGACAUUUAUACCAUACAUUGUAGACCCAAAGGAACAUAUCUCAUGAAAUCUCGAACCAAAUGAAAUAAAAACAAUACAAUUCCCAACUAAAUAUUAAUAGAAAUUAAGGUUUGUUAAAGAAAUCUCAUAGAGAAACAAUAUAUUAGUCACAGUGACAUCUUCUCAUCAUAAAAAUAACCAUUAUUUGAGUACAGAUAUAAAAUAAAUAAAUAAAUUACAAAAUGUAACCACAAUUCACUAAGAACCCAUCUAAAUCUCACCUGCCCUUUGCAAAUUGUUGACAAACAUAUUCCUAUCAUAGCAUCAAAUGUGGCUUGACAGAUUUAAAUAGAAGUAAUCACCCAAUCUAUAUCUACAAAUUAAAUGUAAAGAAUCUAGACCCCCUUCCCCGCAUCCUACUACCCCAUGGGCUCACUGUCAUCACAGGAUGACUGUGAAGUAUGGGUUGAGUGAAAUGCCUUUCUCAAAGCCUCAAGUGGUACAGCCAGACUCUGAGGUUGAAUUCUGGCUCUGUCAGCCUUCACUGUUGAGGAAAUUAUUGUCAGAGCACAAUCUGCUGGGGAACACGAGGUCUGAGGAGCUCCUGUGUCCAUCACACCAGGCCAGGCACAUCUGGCUGUCAUGGCAAGGGCUUUUUCCGAAUCCCCAGGGGCUCUGUUGUGAGCACUCCCUCCCGAAAGGUCCUGUCGCCUUGCCCCUGGGUUCUCCAAGGAUUGGAGAUGACCUGACUGUUGUGUUUUUUUUUUUCCCCCCCAUCGACACUAGGUUACUACUGUGAGAACUUUAGAGCUGGAGGAGAGAGGAAUCUUUAAAGAGAUAGAAAGGGCUUAUUUUUUAUUUUUAUUUUUUUUCCUUUUGAGCCCAAUUAUGUCAGCUAUCAAAGAGUUAGUGUUUAGGAGUGUGUCCUCUGUUCUCAGUUCUUACUUUCUUCUCAGCUCUUGUAUUAUAGUGACGCUCAUUUCCUCAGGGAGACUUCAGAUCAUAUUGUCAUAGAGAUGAAACAAAUUAAAAGAAAAAUAUUUUUAAGUCUUUUGAGGAGAGGCACUCUACCAGUGAAAGCCAUAGUUAAUUUUAUGGACGCAGACUUCUUUGUAAAAAGAGAAAGACAAUAUUUUGAUAUAGCAAUAUUAAUAAUUUAGGUACAGAGGGUAGCAGUCCAAAUGUCUCAUUAUAUUGAAGAGCCACUGUGUCCAAAUGCAUUUUAGAAUGUAUUUCUGUUCCCGGCAAACAGAAUGGGAUAUACAAAGGAGAUUUCCAAUUUACUUCCCCUCAAACACUUCUGUAUACUCAUCCACAAGAGAAUUCAGUCCUAGAAGUAUGGACUGGCUGCCUGCCGAAGGUUUUGUGACACAUAACAGUAAAAGUCCCUUAUACUAGAUUUUUUUUUUUUUUAGUCUCUGUGAAAUGGGUGGGGGAGGGAAUUCACAGAAAGCCCGGUGUCUCAGUCACACCAGGUCAUGUGGUAGAGCACAUUAAAAUGGAUUUUGCAUUUAAAAAAGCAAGUUUUCCAUAUCCCCUGUUGUAAAGACACGUAAUUGCUCCGUGCUGUUGUCUCUUAGCUUUAGUCCAAAGGGAAGCAUGCCCCAUGGAGACAUUUAACAUCCUGUAAUAAAAACCAUGGUUGAGGUUACCACAUGUUCUGAUGUUUGCAUGGUGGGGCUGGGGUUCAACAGUGCAUGGUUCUGGGGCCAGAUGUUGGUGUGGGGUUGAUAUCUUAGCUGUCGUUGUGCUUUUGGUCCUUGUCGCCAAUCUGUUUUGACUAAACUGAAAACACAGGCAUGCCUCAUUUCUCCUGUCCCCGGCUCUCCGGGAUAACUUGUAAGAUAACAAUAAAAGCAAGCCGUCUAGUAAAAUGGUCUGGAUCAAGACAAUCAA
Myodes glareolus (Bank vole) is the source of this 5206-nucleotide messenger RNA. It is a transcript of the gene Ipcef1, whose product is annotated as interaction protein for cytohesin exchange factors 1. The record is from RefSeq and is a predicted model, not a curated record. Lineage: Eukaryota; Metazoa; Chordata; Mammalia; Rodentia; Cricetidae.